This is a messenger RNA of Gilbertella persicaria, 2322 nucleotides long. RefSeq lists its product as uncharacterized. Gene Ontology annotation, molecular function: nucleic acid binding. The coding region runs from base 53 to 1942 and encodes 629 amino acids. The record is from RefSeq and is a predicted model, not a curated record. The transcript has 6 exons. NCBI's taxonomy places the organism in Eukaryota, Fungi, Mucoromycota, Mucoromycetes, Mucorales, Choanephoraceae.
AUCCUUUUGUUUCCCUUUUUCUUUUCAAUUCACUCAAGAACAAUACUAGCAAAUGCCUGGUCGCGGAAGAAAAGGAAGCUCUAAUAGAGGUAGAGGUGGCCAUAGUCGUGGCAGAGGUCGUGGAAGUUUCGGAGGUGGCGGAAGAGGCCGUAACAGAAACCUUGUUCCUUCUACAAUGGGUUAUCUUUAUCAACCUCAGUCUAAUAUCAGUGACUUUGACGACGACUUCCGAGUUUAUGCCCAGUUUGGUAGUGAAGAGUCAAGUGAGGACGAAACAGCCUUUCCAAAGCACAACAAGAAAAAAAACAAGAAGACAGCAAAGUUUAGAAAGGAACCUCGUCCUCCUAUCGAGUAUGAUUAUGAUGGCUUAGAGAACAAUCGUUUUGGACUGGGCGCUUCUUCUUCUUCGUCCUCCGCAGCAAAUUCAAGACAAUCUGAACAAUUUGCAAAGGGGAAAUCCAAAUACUUGAAAAAGGUUUUAUUUACUAAAUCUUCUUCCUCUGUUGAUUUAAGCAAAGCAAGCGAAACGAUUGUUGUUCAAGAACAAGUGACAGAGUCCUUAUCUAGUUUGACAUUGGAAGAUGCAAAAAACGAGAAAGAAGCAACCAAACAAGGAUUGUGGAAUAUGCUCAAACUUGACAAGAAACCUUCUGUCAUCGAGACAUUUGAUUAUGCAAAACUUGAGAUGGCAUCAAACGAACCUCAACAUCAGAAGGUGACAUUGGUUGAAAAUGAACUUGAUUCAUCCGAUGGCGAAGAAGACGGCGCAGCAAGAGUUUGUAUCGAGUCUGAAGACACAGAAGAUGACUUUGAGGAUGGUGAGGAUUUUGAUGAGGAGUUUGAUGAGGAUGAAGAAUUGAAUGAAGAAGAUAUGCUUAUCAUGCAGGACUAUCUCGAGAAUAUUGAACUAGAAGAAGGUGAAGAUUUAAACGAAUUACUGGCUCAAAGUUUGUUACAAAAUGGCACUUUUGACUAUGAGUCCGAAGAUCUGUACAAUUACGACACUUUAGAUGAUCCAGCCGCAGCACAAGACAGUCCAAAUGAUUUUGAUAUUGAAGUGGAAGAAGCAGUCAUCAUCAAAUCCAUCAAAAAAAAUAAACCAACAUCAAAGGUGGAUGAAAGCGUUCGCAAGAAAAAGAGUCAUCGUACUCGAGAUGAUGAAGCCAUUGUUGAUCCUGAGAUAUUUGGGCAAUCACUUAAGGCUGCUUUGGCUGAUGUUCCUCCUGGAUUAAAGCCAGGUAUGAGACGAUGGAUGGAAAAACAAGAACGUAGAGAGAACCGCAAGCAAAAGAAAGCAGAAGCUAAAGCUCAUAAAAAAGAAAAGCAAAAGAAGAAUAACAACAAAGGAAAGGGCAAGGAAGUAGUUCCUCAAGACAUCUCCAACGAAAUGCUAAAGAUAGACUCUCGGCUUUGUGAAUUUGUGGAGGAUUCAACUAUUACUAGCUUUCAAUUUGCCCCUAUGGAGACUCAUAUUAGACGUCAAUUACAUGUGCUUGCUGCGGUCUACAACUUAAAGUCUAUAAGCGUUGGUGCUGGUAACGCAAGAUGUACAGUUGUGUCAAAGACGCCUAUGACUUCUAUACCCCGAGAUAGACGCUACAUUAACCGCUUCUUAUCAGACAUACAGAACAACAUGAAUGAGCAGAACAGAAUCAUUGGAAAGAAUCGUAUGAAAGAGGCUAAAGGAAAAAAGAAGGGCGGCAGCAACAAAAACAGUGGCUCUUCUACACCUCGAGAAAAACGUGGUCCAUCUUCUACUGGUCCUUCUCAUGGAACAGUGGUCGGCUCUGAUGCUGCUCCUAUUGGUGAAUCCAAUAUUGGCCAUCGCAUGCUGGCUGCUAUGGGGUGGAGACAAGGUGAAGCAUUAGGAUCUAAUAGUGAAGGUAUUCUUGCACCUAUUGAAGCGGUUAUUCGCAAAAAGGGUAGAGGUCUUGGAUCUUAAUAAAGCUUAAGCCCAUAAUUGCUUUCCCAAUUUACGCUUCUCUGCUUUGGUAUGUUGUAAUUCUACUCGUCUCUCUUCCUUGUCGGCAACCAUGAGUGCUCUUGCAAUCUUUUUCUGUUUCUUUGCAUUAGCUCCUUUCUUAGUUGUUGCUUUUUUCACUUUGUGCACUGUGGGGGCUUUAACAUUGAUGGCUUGUUUACGCACAUGCAGUAACUUCAAUUCUUGCUCAAUACGUUCCUUUGCUAUAAAAAAUAAGUGUCAAAAAGAGAGUUUAGGCGAUAAUAAAGACAUACCGUUCUUGGGAUCGUGCUCGGCGUUGGCCCACUUUGAGGUGCUCUUUUUCUUUUCUGUUUCUUUCUUCUGUAGUUUUCCCAUUGUUU